Molecule: messenger RNA, 1041 nt
Organism: Mesorhabditis belari
Lineage: Eukaryota; Metazoa; Nematoda; Chromadorea; Rhabditida; Rhabditidae
Source: the annotation of a GenBank genome assembly
AUGCUUUCACGAUUCGCGAUCAACUUUCAACCUGUGCGACUUUUCUCUCAAUCAGUGGCUCGAAAUGCCCGCUUUGGUGGACAAGGACCCAGUGGCUUCGGUAGUCGCUUCUCCGAACAAACGGGCUUUGGUUUUCGAGCACGCACAGGCCCGACAUUAAAAGAACGCUUACUUGGACCGACUACAGGAAAACCUUACAUUUAUGGAACUUAUGCUUUGAUCGGAGCGUCGGCUCUUGGAAUUGGAUCUCUCGCUUAUUAUGGGCUCGGUUUAAGCAGUGAGCGCUCGAUUUUGCAGAACAGCACCAUGUGGCCGCAAUACGUGAAAGACCGCCUCCAUUCCACUUACGGAUAUUUGGCAGCCGGUUUGGGUCUUACAGCAGCAAGUGGAAUGGCCGCUUCACGAAGUGCACUCAUAAUGCGACUCACCGCUUCCGGAAGUAUUCUUGGCAUGUUUGCGACACUGGCGGUGAUUAUUGGCACGGGAGCCGUUGUGAGGUCGAUCCCAUACGAGAACACUGUUGCUAAACACGUCGCCUGGGCCGUUCACUGUGGAGCUCUCGGAGCUGUACUUGCUCCAAUGGUUUUCCUUGGUGGACCUGUUUUGAUGCGAGCUGCUUGGUACACAGCAGGCAUUGUCGCUGGACUUUCCGCAACAGCAAUUUGUGCGCCUUCCGACAAGUAUUUGAUGAUGGCGGGACCGUUGGCUAUGGGACUUGGAGUGGUUUUUGUCUCGAACAUCGGAUGUUUCUUUUUCCCUCCACAUACCGCGCUUGGAGCUGGACUCGCCUCAAUUGUUGUUUAUGGUGGAUUGAUUCUCUUCUCUGCUUUCUUACUCUUUAACACGCAAAGAUUGGUUAAACAAGCCGAGCUUCAUCCUCAUCAAUCACAAUACUACGGAGAACAGCAACACUAUGGAGGCCAAAUGGAGUACGGGGCUUUUGAUCCAAUUAACGCGCAACUCUCAAUCUACAUGAAUGUAUUGAACAUUUUCAUGCGAAUGGCGAUGAUCUUGAGUGGUUUUGGUGGACAACGUCGGAAG